AAAUUGUGUUACAACGUGAGAAAAUGUUGCGCUCUGCGGUCCCACACCAAGCGGCAGACCUGGUUCUCCUGCAGCCGCAGACAUUCACAUGUCGCCCAGCACCGGAGCAGCUGAGUGGGUGUCGGCAGGUGGAGCUCCGCCAUCCCAUUCAAACCUGCAGGAGGGUUCAGGACUACCUCAGAGAAACGCGCUCAGCCACUCACUCCGCACUCGCGCACCGACCUCACUCGCACGUGGACACACGGCGGUGUUCCAGAAGCGCUCGAGCUCCGGUGAGAGUUGAGAGCGCGUCAAGCAGCGCGCGCGCGCACGGUGUUGAACAGCCAGCGGGUCCGGACGGGCUCGUGUCGUCUCAGCUGGAGGAGCUCCCUCUGCUUUUAUCCGCUUCUUUUAUUUGCUUCUUAUUUAAAUUCCGGUUCCUAAAAUGGGGUUCUGACAGCACCAGAGCUGCGGGCGCCGUCUGCUCCUCCUGACCGGAAAAUGAAGCGUCUCUGUCGGAGGCUGGCGGUGGCCGUGGCGGUGCUGGUGUGGCUGGGAGCGCUGGUUUACCUGCUGGUGCUGAGUCGGAGGAAGUUGCCGGAGCUCGGUGCGGGAGCUGGAGCAGCAGCCGGAGGCGGAGAGACGGGGAAUAACCAGAUUUCCGAUGAGGAGUGGGAGGACAUGUUGGAGGGCUUUGAUGAGCGGAGUUACCUGAACGCUCGGCGCUGGAAGCCCGGCGACGAUCCGUACACGUUGUACGCCUUCAACCAGAGAGAGAGCGAACGCAUCCCCAGCGACCGAGCGCUGAGAGACACGCGCCACUACAGGUGCAGCGCUCUUCACUACGACUCAGAUCUUCCUGCAACAUCCAUCAUCAUCACCUUCCACAACGAGGCCAGAUCCACGCUGCUGCGCACCAUCAAGAGUGUGUUGAAUCGAACUCCAGUCCAUCUAAUCCAUGAGAUCAUCCUGGUGGACGACUUCAGCAACAACGAAAGCGACUGCCAGCUUCUCACCAAACUGCCUAAAGUCAAAUGUCUUCGCAACAACAAGAGAGAAGGCCUGAUCCGGUCCAGAGUGCGAGGGGCCGACGCUGCCAGGGCCAAAGUCCUGACCUUCCUGGACAGCCACUGUGAGGUCAACAAAGACUGGCUGCCCCCCCUGCUGCAGAGGAUCAAACAGGACCCGACUCGUGUGGUCAGCCCUGUCAUCGAUAUCAUCAACAUGGACACCUUCGCCUAUGUGGCGGCCUCAGCGGACCUCCGUGGAGGGUUUGACUGGAGUCUCCAUUUUAAGUGGGAGCAGUUAACAGCGGAGCAGAAAGCACGCCGGACCGACCCGACCCAGCCGAUCAAGACGCCAAUCAUCGCAGGCGGGCUCUUUGUGAUCGACAGAUCCUGGUUCAAUCAUCUGGGGAAGUACGACACGGCCAUGGACAUCUGGGGCGGAGAAAACUUUGAGAUCUCGUUCCGGGUCUGGCAGUGUGGCGGCAGUCUGGAGAUCCUGCCCUGCAGCAGAGUGGGUCACGUCUUCAGGAAGAAACACCCGUACGUGUUCCCUGAAGGCAACGCCAACACCUACAUCAAGAACACACGGCGCACAGCGGAGGUGUGGAUGGACGACUUCAGUUUGUUUUACUACUCGGCUCGGCCGGCGGCACGAGGGAAGUCCUACGGAGACAUUCGAGGCAGAGUCGAACUUCGGAAGAAGCUCAAGUGCAAGUCCUUCAAGUGGUACUUGGACAAUGUGUACCCUGAGCUCAAGGUCCCAGACGAUUCGGACUCCCAGUCAGGUGUGAUCCGACAGCGGCAGAACUGCCUGGAGUCCCGUCGGGUCGAGGGCCAGGAGAUGCCUGUCCUCACGCUGGGCCCCUGCGCAGGAGCAGAGGGGGGCCCCACCAGGAGUCAGGAGUGGGUGUACACACACGGGCAGCAGAUCCGUCAGCAGCAGCACUGCCUGUCGCUGUCGACCACCUUCCCUGCAUCGCAGGUCCUCAUGCUGCCCUGCAACAUGGCGGACGGGAAGCAGACAAUCACGCAUGUCAUUACCUGACCACUGGACACCUUGACGGCGUCCCAGAAACCCCUGCAGCAGGGAACCACCUGACAACCAAUAGAUCAGCUGAGGAAGAAGAAGAGGCAAGGGAGAGGAGACACAAGAGGAGGGAUGAGGAAGAGGAGGAGGGAAGAUGGAGAUGAGGGAUGGCAGAAGAUUUUCUCAUUAAACUCACCAACUGUUCCAAUGUGGAAAAUCUGCUCCGGUGUGUUUGUGUUCAUCGCCUCCAGGUUCCUGCGAUGUAAAACCAAACCGGAGGACGCAUGGCUCCAAUCACACUCAGAAAACAUGUUCAUAUUUCCACGUUCUGAUAUCUGACAUGUCGCACAAUAAGAUUCAGCUGUUAUUUCAUCUAAAAGUCAUCCAGGCAGAAAAUGAGAAACAAAAUGAGAGCGACGGUAAAAGGGCGUAAAAACAGAAAAUCAAGAUAGGAGGUGAAAAUAUAAAACAAAGCAGUAAAAUUUAGUCAAAUACACAUAAGGAACCACACUUAUAGUCAAAGUAUUCACACCCCAAAAGCAAGUUUCCCUUUUCCAGCUGCUAAACUAAAACCUGCAAACAAACUAAAAUAAAACAUAUAUUGCUCAACUUUUUAAUAAUCCAUACCUUUUCGCACAGUCAAAUCAUUGUGAGAGAGAAAAUAAUAAUCUUCUACUAUUUUAUUGCCUUUCCUGUUCAGUAUCACUGCAGUCGGCUCAGACUGCCAGGAUAAGAUAUGAAAGGAUCACCUGGAUACAAAUCCAGAUAUGAUUGGCUAAUCAAAACAUCACAACAUUUAUCCAGGUCAAGACUUCCUGAAACAGAAUCACUUUAAGGAACAGAAAACUCAAAACCAAGCUCAUUUUACACUGGAGUAAAUGUUUUAACUUAUUUUUAAUGAAACUUUUUUUGGUUUGCAUUUAUUAUUUAAUGUAUUUUUGUUAUUUUUCUGGGUUUGAGUGGCCCAGUCAAAGCCCAGACAUACCUCUAACUGAGAGUUGAGGUCCUCAGAGUCUCCAUCCAGUUUGACUGAAGCUGAGGAUUUUUCAAAAAUAAAACCUACUAAACUUUGAAUCUCAUGGUGAUGAUGAGACAGAUUGUUGUUAUUUUUAAAGACAGUGAACGCAUCGCUGUGCAUAAAGAGGCUGGAAGUGUGAAAAACAAGCUGCAAAUUAGGAGAGCAGAGAAUUCUGCUUUGAGAUGUGAAUAAUUUAAAAUGAUUUUCUGAGAGUGUUAGAGGUAAAGAAGACAAGAACUAACCAGCAAAACAAAAUGUACAAGAGAUAAAGACAAAAGAUGUGGUGAUGCAGAUGGAAAAGAAUUGAAAAAGAAAAAGAGACGUUGAAUUUUACAUUUGAAAAGAAAGAUACAGCUUGAAGAAAUGAAUAAAACAUGAAAAUAAUGAAACAAGGAAGGAACAAAAGGAGGAUGGAUGGACGUAAGACAAAAAGACAAGAAAGGGAAAGAGAGGAAGGAAUGAAAUAAAGAAGGAAAGAUGGAGAGUAAGAAACAAAGAAAAAAGGAAGGAAACAAGAAAGGAAGUAAGACAGAAUAGGAAACGAGAAUGAAUGAAGGAAGGAGAGUAGGAAACAAAGAAAGACGUAGGGAAGGAUGGACUGUAAGAAACAGAAAAUUAGGAAGGGAGAAAAAUAAUGAUUAUAGAAACAGUUAACGACAAAAGCUCAUUUCUAAACAUAUUUUCUCUUCCAUCUUGCUUGACUUUGUUUGAAAGCAGCCAGAAAGUUGAGGAGAGAAACGAAUCACCUGGAAACGUCUCCAGCAGGACGAGCGUUCUGGUUUCUGUGGUUCUGCUGGAAUAUUUCCAGAUCGUUUCACUACGUUAGCAAAACCAGACUCUACGCUGAACCCUGGAGACGGAGGAUGUUAGGGAGACCUGGGAACUGAUGUUUGGGUCUGCAUGCAUGGAGACACACAGGCAGCUGCAGCACACCUGCAGGAGGCGCUGCUGCGGCAUCACGGUGACACAAACACACCAUCUGAGUUUGUUUUAGCCGUUUCUGUGUGUACUGCAGCCGCGCUGCUGGAGCUCAACUCUGUCAUGUAAAUGAAACAAGUAAACCUUUGUGCUGACACACUGUGUGUGUGUGUGUGUGUGGGCGUGUGUGUGUGUGUGUGUGUGUGUGUGUGGGUGUGUGUGUGUGUCAGAAGGCAGGAAGUAGAGCGAUGAUGGCUAAUUAGAACGACGAUCCGGCAGAGAAACAGCCCAGAGCUGACAGGUGGAGACUGAGGGAAGGAAAAAAUGCAGAGAGAAGCAAAAAAAAAAAAAACAGAAGGAGAGAAAUAAAACAACACAUAAAGACAGAACCAAACAAAGAAGAGAAAACUGGAGUCGUUUUAAAACUGAACUUCCAAAGUAUUCUGCAUAAAAUCUCUCUUCCAUAAAUGAAGCAGCAGCACUUAGUGUCACAUUCAUCUUUAGUAAAUUACACGUCUGCCUGUAAACACGUUUUUACGCUUAAUGGUAGCACAGGUUGUCUCUAAAAAUGUCUCAUGAAUAGAAUGAAGUGUGCAAAAGGGAAGAAUAUUUUAGCACAUUAAUAAACCUUCAGCUAACAAAUCACAACGGCUGUGGAAAUGUCAGAAAGAGAGGCGAGCAGAAGUAGUUUCCACUUUUUAACUCUACCCAGGAAUCGCAUGAAAAAGAUACAAGACCUGACUUUAUACAUUAUACAAAACUUAAACACAAACAUAUGCAAAACAAAAAGAUCUGGAAUAUUAAUCAUUUGUUCCAGACUUCUCAGAAACACUGUGUGAUGUUUUUGCACCAAACAGUCUAAACAGCUUUGACAGAAAAAUGUUUCUGUGAAAAUGACAGAGUAUUAGAGCCAGACUAACAGAUUUUUUUAAAUUGCAAGAAAAACAUUAUAAGAGAGAUUAAAGUCUUGAUAUUAGCAGAAUUCAGACAAUUAAUACAAAUAUGAGGAAAAAAAUCUGUUCAAUGAUAAAAAAGCUUCUGACAGAAAAACCUUUUAUCAGUUCAGUUAGAGAUCAGAAGAGACUUUAGAUUGGGUCAAAGGUCAGUGAUCCUAAGUCCACAUCGCAAAAUCUUUCUUUUAUAAAUAUGUUAUUUUAUAUAUUUGUCAAAAUUGUCACCAUGACAGUAAAAUAUGAGAGAUAAUCUGUGAAAAGGUCGAUCUCCUCCACUUCCUCCCUGAGCUGCUACUGCCGUCUGAGGAAAUGCUCUGCUCCCAACCAAAAGCAACCAAUCAGAGCCAGGAGGCGGGUCUUAGCGCUGUCAAUCAAUCUCACGUACUCACUGGUCCAGUACUAAGUGAGCUAAGUACUGGAGCUAAGGGCGGAGAAACAGUUACUGUUCCAGGAAAAUGUUCUAGCCGCCGCCAUCAGUGGCUAUGCUAACUAGCCUUAGCAUGUUGUGAUGUACAGUACUAGCUGUAGCGUAGCAGAGAGAAAGAGGGGGAGGAAGAGGGCAACACCACAUGGAGGGUGAUUGACAGCACUAAGACUUGGCUCUGAUUGGUUGCUUCUGGUUAGCACUAGAAAGCAGAGGAGCUCCAUGUUUUUACAGGUUAUCAUUUUACAAUCUAUCCCAACAUAGUGACAGUUUCAACAAAUAUGUUAAGAAAUGUCUUUUAUAACAGUUACCUACUGCAGCUGUAAGGAAAAUAAGCUUAUAUACUUUAUUUAAGGAAAAUGUAUCAUCUUCUUUUAAGAGGAUUUUUGAUAUUUUAUAUUAUAUAUGCAGUUUUGUUUAACCACAGUUAGAAUAGCUGUGGUCCCACAGCAGCUAAGAGAAAUCUUAAUCAACAAAUAAAUCAGAAUCACUUUAAAUUCAAACCUUCCUGCAGGAAAGGAGUUAAAGUUCGCUUUUCAUUUUGAAAUCAUCCAAAAUGUUGCUUUUGUAGUCCAUAGACUGUCUGUGAAAUAAAAAAGCUCAGGUAGGAGAGCUGAAUAGUGAAGUGAGCAGAAGCCUCCCUGGAGGAAGGGUCAGGCCUGUGAUGACCUGAGAAUGAUGAGACGCGCUCCCAGCUCCCAGCGGUCGUCUGGAAAAGGAACAAAGUGGCCUGAACUUUACCAGAGCUGCUCUGACUUGCUCAAAGACAGAGUAACGCCACGUGUUCCUCUCAUAUUUGAUGUCAGCUCUGCUGCAGAAGCCGGUAAUGAGGUGAAUACUAAUUGAUUUACUUUUAAUUAUCCCUCCCUCUUUUUUUUCUUUCAAUUACAACCCUCAGCGGCCCGCUGCGGCGCUGCAACGAGCGCCUCGUCCUGCCAGAGUCACAGCAGAGCUGCAGUUAUUUUACUGGACAAAGCGUGCAUGUGUGGGAUUAGGACCCCACAAUGCUGAACCAAUCAGAACAUGUUCAUGCUCCACAUCCUGACAAACUCUGAAAAAUCAAGUAAAGCAUGGAUACGAUUUAAAUUUGUGCUUUAAUAUUCAAAUUUAGAUCUUUCCUUCAUCAAUUCUCCAGUCUGAUUGGCUCUCAGUCUGUUUCCCAGCAGUAGAAAAAUUAUAUAAAUAAUAUAAUAUCCUCCAUUAUUACUAUUUACACCUCCACUGACUUCAAAAUCUAACUUUUAAAUUUCAUGCAGUAGGUCUAAUUCAGCUUCAAACGAAAAGAACAACUCAUAUGUCAUUUAUUUUACGGUGAUACUUUCUGUUUUCUCCCUCAUUAAGCAAUAUAAAAUCAUGAUACUUUAGUGUAAAAUGAUUUUCCCCCUUAGCAUAUGUAAUAUUUCUAGAAAAGAGAUACACAAAAGCAGAUUCACGCUGAUGGAGGGUAGAUUUAGAAGAUACCUCCAUCUAGCGGCCAUUAAGAGUAAUUACAAAUAGAUGUUUACCUAAAUUCACCAAAGACUUUGAGAUUAUAAACUGAAAAAUAUAUAAAUAACAGUUAAACUUUAGCAAGAUAGUUACAGAAUCAGGGCUGACUAAUAAUGAAAGUAAAAGUUUUUCCACACAAUAUGAAGGGAAGUCAACAGAUUGGGAUUGAACAGCUGUGUAGCCGUAAAAAUUUUCAAGAUAAAAGCUCUGAGCUUAAUUUUUUUUUUUUUAUUAAUCAAAUAAAAGUAUUGUUUUCCCUCUUUGUUGCCAAAUUACAUCAUUGUGAAAACAUUUAAUUUCAAGAAGUUCUCACUGAGGAGAGAAACAGCUAGUUAUUAUUAAUUUAAGUCUAUUCUCCACCGUGUCUCAUAAGCGGCGCGGAGAGAAAAUUGGAUAAAAAGGUAAAGGUCACGCCAUCAGUUUGGUUGUAUAUUUAAAACAAAAAAAUAAAGAAGAAUUAUUUAUAAUGACUGAUAUGAAACCCUUAUAUCAUGAUAGAUUUUUAUCAUGGAACGAAUAAGAACUCCUCUAGUGUUUGUUGUUGUGUCUCUGUGAUGGACUGCUGACCUGUCCAGAGCGUCUCCCGCCUCUCGCCCAGUGACAUAUUUGUUGAUUUAUUACAGUAUAUUUUUAUAAGUUACCUAUACUUGUAUAUGGAACCAUUGUAAAUGGUGUUUAUAUUGCAUUCUUUGGUAAGCAGCUGUGAAACAUUUUCUUUGUUUUUAUGCUAAACGUGGUGACAGAACCUUUGUCACAGUCGGAAACGUAUUUUUCUGCAAACGGCUGCAUCGUCUCCGACUCGCUCUGCAGAGCGUGACUGAAGACCUUUUCAGAAACGUUUCAGGCGAAUGCAGCUUUCUGGAUUAAAAACAUCCUCUUUCAAUGCAGCACAGUGUCUGAGUGAGCAGCAAGAAGGUUGAAGAAAGCAAAAAAGAAUAAAAUAU
Molecule: messenger RNA, 7758 nt
Organism: Gambusia affinis (western mosquitofish)
Lineage: Eukaryota; Metazoa; Chordata; Actinopteri; Cyprinodontiformes; Poeciliidae
Gene: galnt14
Product: UDP-N-acetyl-alpha-D-galactosamine:polypeptide N-acetylgalactosaminyltransferase 14 (GalNAc-T14)
Exons: 15
Coding region: 481-2031 (516 amino acids)
Cellular component (GO): Golgi apparatus
Source: RefSeq, a predicted model, not a curated record